AUUUAACUGUGCUUUAACGAUCUUGCUUCACACUAAAUAAUGCUGUGAUUGUAUAACAGGUUCACAUGCUUUAAAGUAGUAAACAAAAAACAUCUGAAACAGAGACUUUAAUGGAUAUUACGUUAACGAAUAAACCAUUUAAAAGAGUCGGGUCGUGCUGAAGUUGCUUGCCAAUGCCAGAAGAAGGUAACGAGGACCAGACCCUUCCACCCUUGUCCAGCACUGUCAGUGUCCAAGAAGACAAUGGCUUUUCCAUCCCAGGAAGCAGCAGGGAAGAGCCAGCGGCUACACAUCCGGAAGGUGUCGGACCACAGAACUCCAGAAAAUCAAAGGCCCUGCUCCAUAUCAACCGUCAGGAGAUCCUGUCAGUGGCUCAAAGCUCUCAAGCUGCUGAGCUUCAGGGUUUGGGAGUGGACGUCUAUGACCAAGAUGUUCUGGAGCAAGGUGUGUUACAGCAGGUGGACAGGGCCAUACAGGAGGCCAACCAGGAAGCGGCCAAAGCAGAUGCUCAGAAAGAAUACGAGUCUGUGCUGGAUGAUGUCAGGUCAUGUACAAGUGCUUUGAAACACAUCAACAAAGUUUUGGAGCAGUUAUCUCCUUAUGCAGCUUCUAGCAAGGACAUCAGUCGCAAAUUAGAGUCUGUUAAACGGCAAAAAGAAAAUAAGGAGAAGCAGUUAAAAAAGAUCAGAGCCAAGCAGAAGAGACUGCAGGCCUUUCUUGAUGGAGAGGAUAUUCAGAAGCUUGAGGAAAAAUUAUUGAUUGAGGAUGACGAAGAACCAGGUCCUUCUACGCUGGGCAGCAUGCUCAUGCCAUCUCAAGAGACCGAAUGGGAAGAGCUCAUCCGCACGGGUCACAUGACCCCCUUCGGUUCACGGAUCCCUCAGAAGCCGGAGAAGAAAGAACCUCGGAAAGUUAUGCUCAGCGAGGAUUCCGGUUUUGAUAAGUACCUCACAGAUCAGGCCAUUUUAGCAGAGAGCAGGAAGAAACCCCCCUUAAAGAAAAAGACCACCAAGAAGCUAAUAACAGAUAUCAAGGAUGGCAAAGAGCAGAAAAACGGCUCCUUAUCCAGCAAAGAUAAGAAACUCCAGAAGCGUAUGCGAAAACUCCAGAGGACCGCUCUGAGGGCUCACCCCAAGGCCAGGCCUAAGGUGGAGAAAGAUCUAAACCAUGGCAGGAGGAAAGGUUUUGGGGAACGGGCAUCAGACAGCGAGGGCUCAGAAUAUGUUCCUAGUGAUGAACUGAUGGAUCCUGAGGAACCAGAGAGAGAUGAUGAGUUCUGGGUAGAUGAGGAUGAAGAAUAUGAACUUAAACCUUACAAGAAGAAGAAGAAGGAGGCUAAAACAAGAAAGUCCAAGGAGGAAGAGGAUGAUGAAUAUAUUCCCAGCAGCUCAGAGGAUGAGGAUUCUCAGAAAAGUGGAAAAGUAAAGAAAUGUAAAGAUGAUGGUGAUAUCGAGUGUUACAGGCAAAGGAUUAGGAAGUGGAAAAGGCAAAGACUUCGGGAUAAAGAGGCAAAAAGAGAAGCUGGCGAGGAGGAGUCAGAGGAGAGCGAGGUCGAGUUUGAUGAAGGAUUUAAAAUGCCUGGCUUCCUCUGGAAGAAACUCUUCAAGUAUCAGCAGACAGGUGUCAGGUGGAUGUGGGAACUGCACUGCCAGCAAGCAGGAGGCAUUCUGGGAGACGAGAUGGGCCUGGGCAAGACGAUCCAGAUAAUUGCCUUCCUGGCAGGACUAAGCUAUAGCAAACUAAAAACACGUGGAUCCAAUUACAGGUAUGCUGGAUUGGGUCCCACAGUAAUUGUGUGUCCCGCCACUGUUAUGCAUCAGUGGGUGAAGGAGUUUCACACGUGGUGGCCUCCGUUCCGUGUAGCUGUUCUCCAUGACACCGGUUCCUUUACCAGCAAAAAGGAGAAGCUCAUCCCAGAGAUAGUGACCGGUCACGGCAUCCUCAUCACUUCCUACUCGUACAUACGCAUUAUGCAAGAUUAUAUUCAGAAGUAUGACUGGCAUUACGUCAUCCUGGACGAAGGACACAAGAUUAGGAACCCCAAUGCUGGGGUCACUGUGGCGUGCAAGCAGUUCCGUACACCCCACCGAUUCAUCCUUUCGGGCUCACCCAUGCAGAACAACCUGAAAGAGCUGUGGUCGCUCUUUGACUUUGUUUUCCCAGGAAAACUGGGGACUCUGCCUGUCUUCAUGGAGCAGUUCUCUGUGCCCAUUACUAUGGGCGGAUACUCUAAUGCAUCUCCAGUGCAGGUCCAGACAGCCUAUAAAUGCGCUUGUGUUCUUCGUGACACAAUUAACCCUUACCUGCUGAGGAGAAUGAAGGCUGAUGUGAAAGCAAACCUCUCCCUACCUGACAAAAGUGAACAGGUCCUGUUCUGCAGGCUGACAGAAGAUCAGCGACAGGUUUACCAGACCUUCCUGGACUCCAAGGAGGUUUAUCAGAUUUUGAAUGGAGAUAUGCAGGUCUUCUCGGGCCUCAUAGCUCUGAGGAAGAUGUGCAACCACCCAGACCUGUUCACCGGCGGGCCGCGCUUGCUCCGGGGCAUCCCCGACGAUCAGCUUACCGAAGAAGAGCACUUCGGUUACUGGAAGCGAUCGGGAAAGAUGAUUGUGGUGGAGUCUCUUCUGCGCCUGUGGUUCAAACAGGGACACAGAGUUCUGCUUUUCACCCAAUCCAGACAGAUGCUGGAGAUCUUGGAGGUGUUUCUGAAAGAGAAUGGCUACUCCUAUCUCAAAAUGGAUGGUACCACCACCAUUGGAUCUAGGCAGCCUCUCAUCGCUCAGUACAACCAGAACAAGGACAUCUUUGUCUUUCUUUUGACGACAAGAGUUGGAGGUUUGGGAGUCAACCUGACCGGUGCGAAUAGGGUUGUAAUCUACGACCCAGACUGGAACCCUAGCACAGACACUCAGGCACGCGAACGCGCCUGGAGGAUCGGUCAAAAACAGCAGGUGACCGUAUACAGGCUGUUGACAGCUGGAACCAUUGAAGAAAAGAUUUACCACAGACAAAUCUUCAAACAGUUUCUCACCAACCGAGUGCUGAAAGAUCCUAAACAGAGACGGUUUUUCAAAUCUAACGACAUUUAUGAACUUUUCACACUGAGUAAUCCUGACGGCACACAGGGAACAGAAACCAGUGCAAUAUUUGCAGGUACAGGCUCAGAUGUGCAGAUUCCAAAAAGACACAAGUCUUCCCAUCCUUCUCAGGGGACAUCGGGACCAUCUCAAUCUCAUUCAUCUGCAUUUAGCGUCGAAGACCAAAAUACCGCAUCUCUGUCAAACAACAAACAUGCUACCUCUGUCAAUGAUCAUUUGAACAAUAAACUUGAAUCUCAUUCCAAUGGUUAUCUUCCAACAAAUGAUGUUUGUUUGGCAGACAGCCCUCAGAAGCACAGGGAGAAGAAAAAGCAUUGUGAAACAAAAGAAAAAAAGUUCUCUGAUCAACACAAGCAUAAAAAGCGCAAGCACUCAGCGGAUGCCAGAUUUGAAGGAUGUCGUAUUUCUCACCUGGUGAAGAAAAGGAGAUACAAGAAAGAGGACGAUGAAGAAAAAGAGGACAAUAAGGAGAAAAAAAGCGACGAUUACGUUUUAGCCAAACUCUUUAAGAAAUCAGGAAUCCACAGUGUCAUGAAGCAUGACUCCAUCAUGGAGUCAUCAAACCCAGAUUUUGUACUUGUGGAAGCCGAGGCUAACAGGGUUGCCAAGGAUGCACUGAGAGCUCUUAAGUCCUCGAGGCAGAAUCUCAGGGCGCCUUUCUCAAGAGGGUCAACACCAGCCACCCCACCUCCACUUAAGAGAAGGUUUGGGCAGAAGAAAAACCCGCUACUUUCUCAAGCACCUAGGACGACGGCAGAAACAUCAGAGAAAUGCAAGGAUGCAAAUAUUGUAAAGAAGUCAGGAAUAAAGAAGCCAGGAUCUGGUGUUCACUUCAGCGGUGAAGGGGCACAGGAACCUGGUUCUCUAUCAUCGUCCUCUCUCCUCGCUAUGAUGAGGGCCAGGAAUCACAUCAGUCAACCCCAGAGACAAGAGGAUGAGGAACAAGAAGAGGAAGAGAGAAGCACUCGGCCCGUUCCUGUACCUGCUGCUCCUACAGAACAUGAUGAGCUUCUGGUCGACCUGAGGAACUUUGUGGCCUUCCAAGCUCAGGUGGAUGGUCAAGCAAGCACCAAGGAGAUUCUGGAGUACUUCACCCCAAGACUCAACUCCUCGCAAACAGCAGUUUUUAGAGAACUUCUAAGAAAUAUCUGUGAGUUUCAUAGACUUCCUGGACAGGAAGGGAUGUGGAAGCUUAAAGCUGACUACAGGUAAACUGAGCAGAGCAUAUUAAAACAUAUUAGCUGAGGUACAGAAUAGAAAAUGUAUACGUCACACUAGGGAACUGCGGGUGAUUCGAUGCAUCAGUUAUUUUUAGAUUACUAGAUGUGUUGAAUAUGUUGUCAGUAACUUCUUGGAACUUUUCAGAAUGGCAAAUAAAUUGUAAAACACUCCUCGUGUAUGUAGUCAAAAGUGUUUUGUUGUUAUAUAUUUGUUUGUAUUUUGUUAGUGUUGGUUUUUUUGAUUAUUUGUUUAUUCCUGGAAAUGACUUGAAAUGAAAUGUCUUCUGUAUUUGAAAAAUGGUUUUAUUCAGGGAAUGUUUGCCAAACUAUUGUACUGUUUGUUCUUAUUGCUUAAUUGAAAAAAAAAUUAUUUGUUCUUAAAGGAUAAGUCCAUUUUCUUAAAAAAAAAAUACAGAUAAUUUACUCACCACCAUGUCAUCCAAAAUGUUGAUGUCUUUGUUCAGUCGAGAAGAAAUUAUGUUUUUUGAAGAAAACAUUGCAGGAUUUUAAUAGAGCCCAACACUUAAUACUUAACUCAACACUUAACAGUUUAACAGAGUUUCAAAGGACUAUAAACGAUCCCAAACAAGGCAUAAGGGUCUUGUCUGGCGAAACGAUGUUCAUUUUUGACAAGAAAAAUAAAAAAUAUGCACUUUUAAACCACAACUUCUCGUCUAGGUCCGGUCCUGUGAUGCGCCAGUGUGACCUCACAUAAAUGCGUAGUGACGUAGAGAGGUCACGUGUUACAUAGAUAUGAAACGCACAUUUGCAGACCAUUUUAAACAAUAAACUGACACAAAUACAUUAAUUAGUAUCAUUCGACAUACAACAAUGCAGAACGGUCCUCUUUCUCCACACUUGUAAACACUGGGGCGGAGUUUUGCGUUCGUCUUCUGUGACCUCUUCAUGUGAUGACGUAUAACGUGAGGUCACGCUGGCGCAUCACAGGACCGGACCUAGAAGAGAAGUUGUGGUUUAAAAGUGCAUAUUUUUUAUUUUUCUUGUCAAAAAUGACAAUCGUUUCGCUAGAUAAGACCCUUAUGCCUCGUUUGGGAUCGUUUAUAGUCCUUUGAAACUCCGUUGAAAAAAACUGUUAAGUGUUGAGUUAAGUAUUAAGUGUUGGGCUCUAUUAAAGUCCAUUAAAAUGAGAAAAAUCCUGCAAUGUUUUCCUCAAAAAACAUAAUUUCUUCUCGACUGAACAAAGAAAGACAUCUACAUUUUGGAUGACAUGGUGGGGAGUAAAUUAUCUGGAUUUUUUUAAGAAAAUGGACUAAUCCUUUAAUGCUACCAAUAAAUCUGUAAAAAGAAUGGAAAAUGUAUGUAUAUAGGGGGUUCUUUUUAUAAACUUCUUUGGUGCCAAUUUAUCCUCUUGACUUUUUAGUCGGUGGUCAGUGUUUUUGAAACUUGUAAAUUAUUUGAUGAUCAUCUACCUCUCACCAACUGUCUGUUAAAAAACACAGAUAAGUGAACCAAUGUAUAUGCAAUACGUUGGCAAUGACUGAGUUUACAAUCCAUGAACUUUAAUUAAAAGUUACCCAAUAAAGUUUUGCAUCAACUGUG
This is a messenger RNA of Misgurnus anguillicaudatus (oriental weatherfish), 5878 nucleotides long. RefSeq names its product excision repair cross-complementation group 6 (gene ercc6). NCBI's taxonomy places the organism in Eukaryota, Metazoa, Chordata, Actinopteri, Cypriniformes, Cobitidae. Gene Ontology annotation, molecular function: ATP-dependent activity, acting on DNA; ATP binding. The record is from RefSeq and is a predicted model, not a curated record. Gene Ontology annotation, cellular component: nucleus. Gene Ontology annotation, biological process: transcription-coupled nucleotide-excision repair.